Molecule: messenger RNA, 4902 nt
Organism: Aspergillus homomorphus CBS 101889
Lineage: Eukaryota; Fungi; Ascomycota; Eurotiomycetes; Eurotiales; Aspergillaceae
Product: putative ABC multidrug transporter
Exons: 2
Coding region: 120-4649 (1509 amino acids)
Biological process (GO): transmembrane transport
Cellular component (GO): membrane
Molecular function (GO): ATP binding; ABC-type transporter activity; ATP hydrolysis activity
Source: RefSeq, a predicted model, not a curated record
UUGAAAAGUAUAAGGGCAAUUGAGCCUGACUGCUUAUCUCGUCCUUUAAUCCAGGUUCUGUUCCGCUCUACUGUUUGUCUCAAUUUACUGCCGCAUGUUGAAAAUCAUUCAGGCUCAACAUGUCGAGAGAGAAAGAACCACUUGGGUCCGAGCUACAUGCUGACGACCAUGGAAGGGCUCUCUAUGAAUCACAAUCACAAUCAUGGUCUUCCGCUCCUAUGCCCGUAUCUGCAUCUGAACGAAGAGAGACCGAUUCUUCUCACUCUCAUUCGACCUCCUCCACGAGCUCCACUCUCGAUGCCGAGAUCGAACACCACCGACUCCCCACGAAUAUCCGCCGUGCAUCACUGAACCCUAACGACGAGACCUAUCUCACUCAACUUGCCAGCGCAGACCACAACAUCUCUCGCGUUAGCACCCUCGCUAAUAUCUCUACGAACGACCCUGUGCUCAACCCGGACAGCAAAGAUCUCGAUCUAUAUAAAUGGCUGCGAAAGAUUGUACAUCAGCUGAAUGAGGGAGGGAUUCCGCAGAAGAAAGCCGCCAUCUACUUUGAGAACCUCCGUGUUUCAGGCUCUGGGUCGGCACUGCAGCUUCAACAAACAGUGUCUGACCUACUUACGGCGCCUUUUAGACCUCGUGAGACUUUCAAUCUUGGUUCCAAAACUCCCAAGCAGAUUCUUCGAGGCUUUGAUGGAGUGUUGGACAGUGGCGAGUUGCUCCUCGUGCUGGGCCGCCCUGGCUCAGGAUGCAGUACAUUUCUCAAGACGCUCUGUGGUGAGUUGAAUGGGUUGGAUCUAGAUCCCGCAUCAGUGAUUCACUAUAGCGGCAUUCCCCAGAAAACAAUGAUCAAGGAAUUCAAGGGUGAAGUACUAUACAACCAGGAAGGAGACAAGCAUUUCCCCCAUCUUACCGUGGGGCAGACAUUGGAAUUCGCUGCAUCUGUCCGAACCCCGUCAAAGCGUCUACAGGGCAUGUCACGGAAAGAAUAUGCAAAGAUGAUGACGAAGGUAGUCAUGGCUGUGUUUGGCCUGAGCCAUACCUACAACACCAAGGUUGGAAGCGAUCAUAUCCGGGGUGUGUCCGGCGGAGAGCGCAAGCGCGUCAGUAUUGCAGAAAUGGCUGUGUCAGGGGCCCCCAUCGCUGCGUGGGAUAACUCAACCCGCGGCCUUGACUCCGCCACCGCACUGAAGUUUGUGCAGUCAUUACGAUUGGCUGCAGAUUUAGGAUCAUCGUCUCAUGCGGUGGCUGCCUACCAAGCCAGUCAAGCUAUAUAUGAUCUGUUCGACAAGACUGUACUGCUCUACGAAGGACGCCAGAUCUACUACGGAUCGGCCAAUAAAGCGAAAGCGUUCUUCGAACGUCAGGGAUGGUUCUGUCCUCCACGCCAAACGACUGGCGAUUUCCUGACCUCUGUUACCAAUCCGGUCGAAAGACAGCCAAUUGCUGGUAUGGAGGCCCAAGUGCCGCGUACUCCGGAUGAGUUUGAAGCAUACUGGCGUCAAUCGUCUGAGUAUCAAGAGCUUCAAAAAGAAAUGGCUGCUCAUCAGCAACUUGUUGCUUCGCAGUCAAAUGAAAAAUUGCUGGAAUUACAACAACAAAAGCGUCAAGAACAGGCUAACCACACGCGGGCUGCUUCACCUUAUCUCCUCAGCAUUCCCAUGCAGAUUAAACUUAACACCAUUCGAGCCUAUCAGCGAGUCUGGAAUGAACGAACUUCGACACUAACAACUGUGAUCGGAAACUGUGUGUUGGCUCUCAUUAUCGGUUCGGUCUUCUAUGGCUCCCCUGCAACAACCUCAGGGUUUUUCGCCAAGGGCGCUGUGCUUUUCUAUGCUGUGCUCCUUAACGCUCUCACGGCAAUGACAGAAAUCAACAGCUUGUACUCUCAGCGCCCGAUUGUGGAGAAGCAUGCAUCUUUCGCUUUCUAUCACCCAGCAACGGAAGCUAUUGCAGGUGUUCUAAGCGAUAUACCGGUCAAGUUUCUGCUGGCAGUGGUCUUCAACAUCAUCUUAUACUUCUUGAGUAACCUGCGCAGGGAGCCAUCGCAGUUCUUCAUAUACUUCCUCAUCAAUUUCAUUGUUAUGUUUGUGAUGAGUGCUGUAUUCCGGACUAUGGCGGCAAUCACCAAAACCGUCUCACAAGCAAUGACCUUGGCCGGUAUCCUGAUUCUUGCCUUAGUCAUUUACACAGGAUUCGUGGUUCCAGUGCCUAAAAUGCAUCCCUGGUUUGGUUGGAUUCACUACCUCAAUCCUAUCUACUACGCGUUCGAGAUCCUGGUUGCCAACGAGUUCCACGGACGGGAGUUUGCUUGUUCCCAAUUCGUUCCCUCCUACCCCAAUCUCCAAGGAGACUCUUUCGUGUGCUCAGCAACAGGCGCCGUGGCCGGUCGUCGGACUGUCAGCGGCGAUGACUAUAUCUGGGCUUCGUACAGAUAUACUUACAGUCACGUAUGGAGGAACUUCGGUAUCCUCGUCGCAUUCCUCAUCGGUUUCUUAGCCAUAUAUUUCCUCGCGACCGAGCUCAAUUCGUCCGCCACCAGCACAGCUGAAGUUCUGCUGUUUCGUCGAGGGCACGAGCCUGCCUACCUCAAGCAGGGACAAAGUGCUAACGCCGAUGAGGAGUCUGGCAAGCCCGCAGCGACUUCGGCGCAUGACAAUACCCAGGACAAUGCGCGUGGCAAGCAAGAGAACGGCCUCUUCUCCAUCCCACCUCAACAAGACGUUUUUACGUGGAACAACGUCGUCUACGAUAUUGAGAUCAAGGGCGAACCACGUCGACUCCUAGAUCAUGUCGCCGGCUGGGUCAAGCCAGGGACAUUGACUGCAUUGAUGGGAGUUAGUGGUGCUGGAAAAACUACUCUCCUUGAUGUCUUGGCUCAUCGCACUACGAUGGGCGUUAUCACCGGUGACAUGUUUGUCAGUGGUCGCCCGUUGGACUCGAGUUUCCCCCGGAAGACUGGUUAUGUGCAACAACAAGAUUUGCACCUGGAAACUGCGACCGUUCGCGAGAGCUUGAGGUUUAGUGCCAUGUUACGACAGCCAGACUCGGUACCGGUAGAGGAAAAGCAUGCUUAUGUUGAGGAGGUCAUCAAGAUGCUCAACAUGGAGGACUUUGCCGAAGCUGUUGUUGGUGUUCUCGGCGAAGGUCUCAAUGUUGAGCAACGCAAGCUGUUGACGAUUGGGGUGGAGCUAGCGGCCAAACCGAAGCUCCUGUUGUUCUUGGACGAGCCAACCAGUGGUCUCGACUCGCAGAGUUCUUGGGCUAUUUGCAGCUUCCUUCGUAAAUUGGCUGAUGCCGGACAAGCAAUCCUCUGCACUAUCCAUCAACCCAGCGCUAUACUUUUCCAGCAGUUCGACCAACUAUUGUUCCUUGCUCGUGGUGGGAAAACAGUGUACUUUGGACCGAUCGGAAAGAAUUCACGAACGCUUCUAGAUUAUUUCGAAGCCAAUGGAGCCCCGCGCCCAUGUGAUGACGAGGAAAAUCCCGCUGAGUAUAUGCUCGAAAUUGUCAACGCUGUUAGCAACAAACACGGCGAGGACUGGUUCGACGUGUGGAAAAGAAGCAAGGAAGCGGCUGCGGUGCAAGAAGAGAUCAACCGCAUCCAUGCAAGUCGUCAGGAACAGCCGGGAGGACAAGAAGACCCCCGGGAGCAUGACGAAUUCGCCAUGCCGCUGAUGAAACAAUUGCCUAUUGUGAUGCGUCGAGUCUUCCAACAAUACUGGCGCACGCCAAUGUAUAUCGUCGCUAAGAUGCUUCUUGGAAUCUGCUCGGGCUUGUUCAUUGGAUUCUCCUUCUUCAAAGUGGACAGCUCCACACAGGGCCUCCAGGACGCCAUUCUCUCGGUCUUCAUGCUUUGCGCCAUCUUCUCCUCCCUUGUCCAGCAGAUCAUUCCUAUGUUCAUUAUCCAGCGUUCCCUGUACGAGGUGCGCGAGCGGCCUAGCAAGACCUACUCCUGGAAGGCGUUCAUGUUUGCCAGCAUCUUCGUCGAGAUCCCCUAUCAGAUCUUCAUGGGCAUCCUGGUCUACGCCUGUUACUACUACGCCGUCGACGGCGUGCAGUCCUCGUCUCGCCAGGGCCUGAUCCUCCUGUUCUGCAUGCAGUUCUUCAUCUACGCCAGCACCUUCGCAGACCUCUGCAUCGCCGCCCUGCCCGACGCCGAGACCGCCGGCGCCAUCGUCACCCUCCUCUUCUCCAUGGCCCUCACCUUCAACGGCGUCAUGCAGGCCCCCUCCGCCCUCCCGGGCUUCUGGAUCUUCAUGUACCGCGUCUCCCCGUUCACAUACUGGGUUGGUGGAGUAACAGCCACCCAGCUGCACGGCCGCCCCGUUCAAUGCAGCAGCACCGAGAUGUCCAUCUUUAAUCCCCCGGCAGGCCAGACCUGCGGGAACUAUCUGAGCGACUACCUCCAGACCGCGAUCGGCUACCUCAACAACCCUAACGCCACCGCCAACUGCGAGUACUGCUCUAUGUCCGUCGCCGAUCAAUAUCUGGCCGGCGUUAAUAUCUCCUAUAGCGAGCGGUGGCGCAACUUCGGCAUCUUCUGGGCCUAUAUCGUGUUCGAUAUCGCUGCUGCGGUCCUCUUGUACUAUGUUUUCCGGGUCAAGAAGUGGAGCUUGGCUUCCCUCAGGAAGGGAAAGAAGGAUUGAGCUGAGUCGAGGUCUUCGUAUAGAAUCUUCUUUCUUUCUUUUCAAUUCUCCUUCUAGCCUUUCUCUUCCUUUGCUUUCCCUUUUUCUAAUUCACCCUUUCUAUCCCUUUUCUACCUUUGUUUGCUGCAGCCUCCGGACGUUUGGUUUGCUCUCUUCCUAUAAUGACCCGGUGAUCGCUUGAAGUGUUCUAGAUAUAGAUUAGACUCACAUCACGUCUGGAUAUAUUCUUAAUAUGCUUAGAAUACAAAUGCAC